AUACUGAUAAAGCUUCCUGACUUAAAAGUUGAAGUUCAAUAAACCUAGACUUUUCAAUCGAAGAUUCAGUGAAGUAACUGAAACGUCAGCAACCAAAUGCAUGAUUUACCAGUUUCUAUGACAAUACAAGUACAAAAUGACUUAAAAGACCACCGUACUUGUUGCAGAUAAAUCAGCAAAAAUAUGUGAUUAUGUUAUCAUGAUUCACCUCAUUCGCAUGCCAUGUUCACAAGCAAAAUGUACUUCGCAAAGCAAAACCAAUGCAACACCACAAUUUACUACAUCCAUUAGGAAUAAUAACGAUAUCACACAUGCACAACAUUACCACACAACUUGCAAAUCGCUCAACUACUCCUUAAUUCUUCUGCUUUAUUUGACAUUGACAAAGAACAGCCAACCAAAAACUUGUAUGUAUCUAUAUGUUUUUCUCUGCCUAUGUCUGUGUCAGACCAUUCUAGCACCACCUGCAUUCGCAAUCAUGGAAGAGUCAUUAUUGAAAAGAUCUCCGUAUCCGUAUGCUGGUCUUGGCUAUCCACAUCUCUACAGCAUUUCCUUUUUCUCCAGCAUAACAGACAUAUAAAUUCAUCUGUCCAUAUGACUAAGAAAGCAAUCUAGGGACAGACCCUUAGGUGAAAGAGCAAAAUGAGGUUCCUAGGUUGGAUGCACGAUAAACUUCGGCAAACGAAAGCUGAGCAGUUCAAGGAUUUCACUAUAGGAAACUGUUGUACUUGCCUUUCAGCACCAUCAUCUCUCGAUGACCAGUUCUCCCCUGUAAGACCAAGUUCUGAAUCCAGAAUCAGGUACAACUCUUUCAGUGAGCAUACCCAGAGAUUCGAAGACUCUUUCUGUAGGACUGAAGUUACAGGUAUUUGUGUCACCUAUGAAGGUGACACUGCUUUUCUCAGCUCUGACCUUUUCAACGGCUUUUUAGCCAUCGGGACACUGGGUUCAGAACAAAUCACCAGCAGCCCUGCAACACCGACAUUCCCCACAUCUUUGGAGGACGAUAACCUUGCAGAAGAAAAUAUAGACGUGACAGAGAAUGACCUGAAUCUCAUAAGAGAUGAGCUAGAAAAAUUUAUAGAGGCUGAGGCUGAAGAUCUACAGGGCAACGAUGAUGCAUUGGCUAGAAGUAGUUAUGUUAGCACUAUCACACUCAGUGGUAUGCAAAUAGAUGAAGCUGGAGGCCAUGAAAAGCCAAUAGUAAGUCCACUGCAAGGUUAUCUGUUGGGGUCAUCAAUUGAAUUGCCAGAAACUAGAGCAGAGAAAAAGAAGGAAAAGUUAUCCCUUGGAGAGAUCUUCCGCAGGACAAAGCUUACUGAUGAUGUCACUCCAAUGGAGGUGCCUCCCAAGCAAGACAGAAAAUCUGUCAAACUCCUGCUCAAAAAGAUACUGAAGAAGCUUCAUGCUCCUCCAGGAAAGAAAACUUCUCGGGAUGAUGCUGAUAAAUCUAUCCCCAGCAAGAAAAAACCUAAAAAGGUGCUUCAAAUGUUCUGUCGAAAAGUGCACCCUGAGGAUUCUAAGGGUGCAAAACAGUCAACCACAUCCUGGGUGGAGCGACUAAAGGCUAGGCAUGACACUACUCCGAAGUACAGUUCAAUUGAAGGGACCACCAAUUAUGAGAACAGCUUGAAAGAUCCCCAGUUUGGUCCCUGUAGCAGCCAGUCUAGCGGAAAUACAGAGCACUGGAUUAGAACUGAUGCUGACUACUUGGUACUGGAGCUGGAGUAAAGGAACUAAGACCAUCAAGAUGCAUCAGAUUGGGUUGUAUACUUGUAUUAUCUGUGUGUUAUUAAGUAUUUGUUAGUGAUUGAGCUGUGAUGUACUGUACUAAAGUGAAUGGGAAAACUGGAGAACAAGGACGUCCUUUCUCUUUAUAUUGUAAAAUAAAAAUGUUAAGCUCGAAUUUUAUAUGAAAAACAAUUUUCAGGUGUGAUUCAGAACAAUACUUUGCUAACUGCAAGUUCCAUUCGAAAAUUUUGAUCCUCAUUUUUUCCUAACAGAUAAGUACCCCACCUAAAAAAAUAAAACUCAGAUUCCACACACAUUCCUAAUUUAAACAAUUGGUACAACACAGCCCUGGCAAAGGAUUUACAUUUCCUGUGCUAAUGUGAGGAAACCAUGGGUACUACUAACAAACUCCCUUUUAAAUGCUAAUCAAGAAAAUUGCGGGAA
Linum trigynum is the source of this 2175-nucleotide messenger RNA. The record is from the annotation of a GenBank genome assembly. Lineage: Eukaryota; Viridiplantae; Streptophyta; Magnoliopsida; Malpighiales; Linaceae.